Molecule: messenger RNA, 1149 nt
Organism: Dipodomys ordii (Ord's kangaroo rat)
Lineage: Eukaryota; Metazoa; Chordata; Mammalia; Rodentia; Heteromyidae
Gene: Shisa8
Product: shisa family member 8
Exons: 6
Coding region: 1-972 (323 amino acids)
Biological process (GO): regulation of short-term neuronal synaptic plasticity; regulation of AMPA receptor activity
Cellular component (GO): postsynaptic membrane; dendritic spine membrane; postsynaptic density
Source: RefSeq, a predicted model, not a curated record
AUGUGUCACCCCACAGUGCAGGGCUUGUCACGCUUCGCCAAGCCCCGGCACAGUGUUCUUCAGACAGGGGAGGCUGCUGAGCCCCCAGAGCUCCUGGACGACGUCCUCAUCCCCACCAAGGAAAGCCAGGCCGCCUCUGCCCCGGCCUGGCCUCCACCUGGAGAAGAGCCAGACGUCCCCGCCGCAGGCCACAGCGUCCCCGUGCCCGCCACGGAGCUGGGCUCCACGGAGCUGGUGACCACCAAGACAGCCGGCCCCGAGCAACACGAGAGCCAGGGUCUCGACUCCGAAGGGGACGAGGGGCACUGCCUUCCAUCACUCUUUCCACACAGGACGCUGACAGAACUUCUGAAGCAGCCAGGCCCCCAGGAAACACUGCCUCCACCACUAGGCCCACCCUUAGGCAGCUGUGUCCAGGUCCAAAUGGGUGAUGGUCUCCCUCGGGGGUCCCCCCACAACAGCACAGACAAGAAACGCCUCAACAACGCCCCCCUCGGGUCGGCCACCCCGGGGCCCCCGCGCGGACCUCGGCUGCAGGGCGGUGGCAGCUUGACCUUGCAGCCCAACUACGCCAAGUUCGCCACGCUCAAGGCCGCGGCGCUCAAGGCCGCAGAGGCCGCCCCGCAGGACUACUACUCCCGCUUUCCCGCCCCCGAGCCGGCCCCGCGGGCCCCGGAGGACUUGCCUGCCCUGCUGGACGCCUGCCCCUGGGCCCCGCCGAGCUACGCGCCCCCCGCCCCGGCGGGCCCCUACGCCGCCUGGACCGCCGGUCGGCCCGUCCGGUCCGCCCCGCGCGGCCACUUGGCCCCGGCCUCUCCGGCGCCCCGGCGCCUCGGCCACGCGCCCCGCCGCCAGUUCAGCGUGGAGAAGCUCGCCGAGGCCUUCGGCGCGCAGCCCCCCGGCCUCUACAGCAGCAUGGGCCGCGGGCCGCGGCACCUCAGUACCAACAGCAAAACCGAGGUCACCGUGUGAAGCAGGGCGGGUUCCUACCGAGGACCGGCCGGACGGCGGUCGGUCCUGAGCGCGGCCGCAGCCGGGCAGGGCACCGGCCCGGGCCCCGGGCGGACGGAGGCCUUGGAGCCGCGGGGUUCGGGGCCAACGGAAGGGUGCAGCCAUAGGGCUCCUCAUGUAAAUAAACCCUGUACUGUG